UGAACAAUACCGAUUCCUUUCAACUUCAGUCCCAGUUCCUUGUCUUUUCCUACUCCAUACUAUCCCGGCAGGACUAUUGAAGUUCCCCAGAACAACAAACCACGGUCAAUAGUUCCGCCGACCCGCCAAGAUCUUCGUACCCAAAUACUUUAAACAUAGCUACAUCGAACCCGCGGGGCGUGUUCGCGCGUUGUCGUCACAACUUUUUUGUUCACCCAAUUCUACAAGAACCGGAUAACCACCUAUAUCCUCUGCGCCCGCGGACCUAAGAAACCACAAUUACUCCCUCCACCCCCACCGCGGCCCACCAUGUCUGAUCGCGAGUUCGGCGGGAACGAUGAUCUCUCCCUCCCAAAAGCGACGGUGCACAAGAUCGUGAGCGAGAUCCUUGCCAAUGACCCUGGAAUGUCCUUUGCGAAGGACACGCGCGACCUUCUGAUCGAGUGCUGCGUCGAGUUCAUUACGCUCAUAUCGUCCGAGGCGAAUGAGAUCGCGGAGAAGGAGGCCAAGAAGACGAUAGCGUGCGAGCACGUCAAGGCUGCGCUGGAGGAGCUGGAUUUCAGCGACUAUGUUCCUGCGAUCCUCGAGGUUGCUGCCGAUUAUAAGAAACAACAGGCCAACCGAGAGAAGAAACAGACAAAGAUCGAGCAGAGCGGCAUGACCGAGGAGGAGCUCAUCCGUCAACAACAGGAGCUCUUCCGCUCUGCGACCGACAAGUUCAAUGCUGGUCCGCAAUAGCCACAGCACAUACGUUCAUGACAUUUCCAGCCGAAGAUGGAUGCGAAAUAGUUCGCGCAAUUGUGUUCUUCUCCUGCGACUGAAGAAUGCGUGGGCAAUCCACGGGAAAUGUUGUUAAGAUUUACUGACGGCGAAGGGGUCGCAACCAUGUCGCGGAUGGUUACGGGUGUUCGUUUCUCAAAAAGGCGAUUUCUGCAAAUGAAGUCCAAGGCGUUCAGGAUGGGUGCUUCGACACAGCAAAGGCGGCGUUUACGGCUAGAUGGAGCAUACAGAGCCUAUCUACAGCAUGGCUUAUAUUCCGGCCUUUUAUUCACAGCCACUUUUACUUUGGCAUGCAAAUAUAGGAGUUCAUAUCAUCUGUCUAUAUACAUCAAGUUUGUUCAACAGCGUCCGGGACGACGAGAUGCUGUAAAUCACAG
Messenger RNA from Aaosphaeria arxii CBS 175.79, 1157 nucleotides. Its product is annotated as histone-fold-containing protein. Lineage: Eukaryota; Fungi; Ascomycota; Dothideomycetes; Pleosporales. The transcript is spliced from 3 exons. Gene Ontology annotation, cellular component: negative cofactor 2 complex. Bases 310 to 738 code for a protein of 142 amino acids. The record is from RefSeq and is a predicted model, not a curated record. Gene Ontology annotation, biological process: negative regulation of transcription by RNA polymerase II; chromatin remodeling; RNA polymerase II preinitiation complex assembly. Gene Ontology annotation, molecular function: protein heterodimerization activity; general transcription initiation factor activity; core promoter sequence-specific DNA binding.